UAGAAGGUUAAGAAAACUCAGAAAAAGAGAACGGCUAAAAUUUGAAGAAAAACCACUAUUCCAUUGAGUUCCACUUCUGAUUUUUGAAAUUUCAACUUGCUAAGGGAAUCCUUGGCUCAGCUGGUGUGUGAAAUGGCUUGAACUUGUUCUUAUUUUAGAGUUUGGGGUUGAGUUCUGGGUCAAGGUCACUGUUUCAUUGGUGUUUGAGUUUGAGUUCACCGUGUAUUUGGUUGAAUUUGGGACCUUGCUUACUACUGUUGAGUUCUACUAUUUUGGUUUUUGCUAUUGCUGGAUCUGUUGCAUUACUGCUACAGCUGUUUGUUGCCCUCACCUUUUUUCCUUUUUGUAAUUUCCAGGUGGUUCCAUUGCAGAUAGCACCGAUCGCAUAUAGUGGUGCUCUCUUUCUUUCCUCAUAGCAGUCUUGGUGAGCCCCUAAUUCUCCCAGGGGUUAUGUAGUUCUUCUUUUGUAUAAAUUUUUAAGUUUUGAGGUAUCGCCGGGGCCUUGUUGCUGGCAUUGUCAUGUUGGUCUUUUGUAUCAUUAGAGGCUCCGUAGACAUUUAUGUAGGUCAUAUAUGGGUGUCAGGGUGGUCAUUGGAUCACAUUGUAUUUUGGAACUCUUCCACUAGAUUGUCAAUUGUAUUUACUUUUGUGAAACUUAACUAUGGCAUAUGGUGUUUAAGUAAAAAUGAACUAGCAACGUUUACAUAUUUAUAUAACUGAUCUCUCCCAUGUUUAACAAAUGGUGAUGUGUUUCCCUCUUGGGUUAUGAAUGAGUCGGGUAGGAGAGGCUGAAUAGGCUUGCUCGACCAGGUUCACUCGGUCGUGCACCGGUCGCGCUCCCCGAGGUUGGGGCGUGACAACUGUAUUACCGGCAAAAAGGGUUCCAAUUCUACGCGUGAACUAGAUGCAAAUAUGUACCUGGUCAAAGAAUUCUACGCGAAUGUUACUCACAUCUAAAAGGGUACUAAGGUGACCAAAGUGCAGAAUCUAAAAAUUUGCUUUGACCCCGUUGCACUGAACAAAUUUAUGGGGUUUGAAGAAGUGGAAGCAGUGCAGUAUUUGGAGAAGCUAGCCAUGGGUGAUGCAGCUUAUCCGUGGUUGGAUUAGAUUCUAACAAUCCCAGGGUCAACACUUCUAUGGCUCGCAGUAGAGGUUCCAAUUUUUCGGGCCACCCUAAACUUUGAAGCAAAUGGGUGGCAAACAUUUGUGUGUAGCCGCAUUUACCCAUGUCUCAAUGAAAACAUGCUCCCACUUCCCCAUGCAAUCUUGGUGGCUUCAAUUAUGGCAGGGUAUCCGAUAAGUGUUGGUACCAUCAUGUCCACCAAUAUCACUUUAGCUGUCUAGAAGGAAGAAAGAUCAUAUCCAUACCUGAACUUCCUCAAUAUAUAUAAUUCAAGGAUCAAAGGGUGGAGUCAAAGCAUUAUGAUACAGAUGUGAAAAUCAAGAAGCCUUUCUCCUGGUACCACCGCUAGGGGGCUGACAACCCGAAGUUCAAAAAUAAAGAUACUACCUCUGCUGGCCAGUCUGAGGAGCCAGCAGUAGUAGUUACUAAUUCAACUGUCGAGCCUUCCACAGCAGCCGAUACUUCCAAUGGGACAUCAGCCAUGUGACCAUCUUCUUCUACCAGCCCACCUGCUUCUGUUAGACUUUUAGUACCAUUGCCAGUGCUAGCUUCCUCUGCUUAUCCUUAGACUGCACUGCGAGUCUCCCAGACAUUGGCGAGUCUCAACAACUAGAUGCAUGCAACUACUACAAAGCUGACUGAUAUAUCCAGUGUUGUUGUAUCACAGUCCUCAGCCCCAGCAGCUCCAUUACAGCCACAAGUACCUCCGUUAGUGAAAGAAGCAUUGAAAAAGAUUCUGCAAAACCAGAAGACCAUUACAGAUACUCUAGUGGCGCAUGGGAAGGUCAUUGCAGAUUUGAGCAAGCAGGUCAGAAAGAUGAAGAAGUCUCUAGCAUCAAAGAGGUCAAUGGAGAAGUUGACAAAAGAGGUCGAGAAGAUUGCAUUUGCCGGAGAUUUGCCAUUAGACCUACUCAUGGAGACAGCACCAUCAGCAACACAGAUAGCACCAAGGGCAUCAGCCGGCCAGUCUGAGGAGCCGGUUUCCACUUCGCACACUAUUGAGGAGAUAAUCUGGAUGUUCAGCAACCCAAUUAACCCUCAGCCUAGUAAUGAUGAGAUAUAACUUGAGCCUAAGGUUGCUGAUGAUCCUAUGGAGACUGAGACCGCAUAAGGAGUUCUCUUAACUCUCUACCUUUUCCCUGUUUUUAUUUUUGUUAAG
Molecule: messenger RNA, 2282 nt
Organism: Nicotiana tabacum (common tobacco)
Lineage: Eukaryota; Viridiplantae; Streptophyta; Magnoliopsida; Solanales; Solanaceae
Source: RefSeq, a predicted model, not a curated record